UAGACGGUAGUGAAGUGUGUCGCUGUCAAGUGAUAUCAAUCAACUAUCAACAUCAAUUAGUAAAACUGUUUUGUUAUCUGUGGCCCCGGUAUUUGCUUGUGCCGGUAUUUUUAUCCACAUUCCACAAACUGAAACAGGUGGAGUUAGAGCUCGUUAGAGUAAAAGUGUUCUGUGAGUUAGAGUAAUAUUGUUCUGUGGGUGGAGAACGGUCGUCUUGAAGAAUUGGCGUAAUUAAACAAUAAUAAAAAUGUUACGUGGUAUUAACCGAUUGAAUAAACUUUAUUCCGUCAAAUAUUCCACUGCUGCUGCGCCGGCGCCGAAUACGAAUCCAGAUAUAUUUUACACUGGGUUGUUCAUUAAUAAUGAAUGGGUAAAGUCAUCGGACGGAAAAACCUUCAAAACAGAAAAUCCUGCAACUGGUCAGGUUAUUGCUGAGGUUCAACAAGGUGGCAAGGCUGAUGUUGAUAAAGCUGUUAAGGCAGCUAAGGAUGCAUUCAGGUUGGGGUCACCGUGGAGGACCAUGGACGCGUCACAUCGCGGCUACCUCAUCAAUAAGUUGGCAGACCUUGCCGAGAGAGAUAGAACUUACCUAGCUAGCUUGGAGACCUUGGACAACGGCAAGCCAUUCCUUGCCUCGUACUACGGCGACGUGGCGUCCCUGAUCAAGAACCUGCGGUACUACGCCGGCUGGGCGGACAAGAACCACGGCAAGACGCUGCCCAUCGACGGCAAAUACUUUGCGUACACACGGCACGAACCUGUCGGUGUGUGUGGCCAGAUCAUACCAUGGAACUUCCCACUGCUGAUGGCAUCGUGGAAGCUGGGUCCCGCGCUGGCGACUGGCAACACCGUGAUACUCAAGCCGGCGGAGCAGACUCCUCUCACCGCCCUCUAUCUAGCACAACUGGUGAAGGAAGCCGGAUUCCCUGAGGGCGUGGUGAACGUGGUGCCAGGGUUCGGAGACGCGGGCGCCGCGCUCGUCGACCACAAGGACGUUGACAAGAUCGCAUUCACUGGGUCCACGGAGGUGGGCAAGUUGAUCCAGCGCGGGGCGGCGGGGAGCGUGAAGCGCAUCACCCUGGAGCUGGGCGGGAAGUCGCCCAACAUCGUGCUGGCCGACUGUGACCUGCAGCACGCCGUGAGGCAGAGCCACCUGGCGCUGUUCUACAACAUGGGCCAGUGCUGCUGCGCCGGCUCCCGCACAUUCGUCGAGGACAAAAUCUAUGACCAAUUCAUCGAAAUGUCCGCCGAGCUAGCGAAGAAACGCGUCCUAGGGGAUCCCUUCGACCCCAAAACAGAACAAGGGCCACAGAUCGACGCGGAGCAGCAGGCCAAGAUCCUGCAGCUCAUAGAGAGCGGCAGACGGCAGGGAGCCCGCCUGGUGACAGGGGGCCAGGCGUCCCCGCGGGCCGGGUACUUCGUGGAGCCCACCGUGUUCGCGGACGUGCGGGACGAGAUGGACAUCGCGACGGUCGAGAUAUUCGGUCCAGUGCAACAGAUCCUCAAGUUCUCGUCGCUGGAGGAGGUGGUGCAGCGAGCUAACGACACGGAGUACGGGCUGGCAGCCGCCGUGUUCUCACAGGACGUGGACAGGAUCAACUAUGUGAUACAGGGUUUGCGCGCCGGCACGGUGUGGGUUAACGAUUACAACGUGUUCGGGAACCAGGUGCCCUUCGGAGGGUUCAAGCAGUCGGGGCUGGGCCGCGAGAACGGACCCUACGGCAUCACCAACUACACCGAGGUGAAGGCCGUGGUGACGAGGCUGACGGACAAGAACUCAUAGGACACAACCCACACACCACACAUGUACGGACUCCAGUGAUCUGAUAAAGAUGGCGAUAUUAAAUAAACACACGGGGAUUAUUACUUAAUCGUGAUCAUAAAAAAAUAUUCAAAAGUAAAAUACAUAAUUCACCUAAAUAAAUAAAUUUUUCCUAAUAUCAUUUCGGAACAACGUAAGUAAAGUUACGUUUAAAGUUAACUUUUUAUAUUACAACCUAUCACACAAAUUAUGCAAAAAAUACAUUUGUAAGACGCUCAUGUGGCGUUUAUAAUUAAUAUUUAUAAAUAAAUAAAUAAAUAAAAUAAAUAUUUAAUAAACGUAGCUUAUAUAAAAGACAAGUAGGUGAAGUGAUUUCUGUUUGAAAUGAAUAUUAUAUUCGCAAUGCAAACAAUUCAGUCAACUAACGGAGGUGAGCGGGCGCCAAGUACUGAACGCUUAUUGGUCAGGUGAUAUGGUCACAGCAUAUCGUAAACAGUCUGUGUUUCUAAUGUGUUCUAUUAGUUAUACGAUCGACGAUGGACUCACUGACCUUUCUAAUUUGUUCGCUGGAUAUCUUUAGUCUGAUAUUACUGUUUUAGAGCUCUGAGCAGUUCUGAGCGCAGUCUUAUAAUAUCUGUAGAAUAUUUACUGAUAUUAUUAGAUACUCAAGGCAGUCUCUCAGUACUCGGACACCGUGACGUUAGUUGGUCAACUAGACCACUUGUAUCAUACUUCAGGUACCGCAAGCUUCACUGAACCACAACCAUGGACGACAAUUGAAUAAAUGUUUAUGUGAAUAACUUGUAAAAAAUGCACUUCUUUCUCACAGUGUAAAAAUUAUUUAAUAACAUGAGUUAUUUAUCUAUAAUAUGCGGUAUUGUAAUAUUUUCAUUGGUUCUAUUUAUUUAACACCAUUAUUAUUCUCUAUGCAAACGUAAAAUAGCACCAAGAAUAAUUUUUAAAGGUUUUUUUUUUGUUUUGUUACCUACGUCAAAGAAGUAUAACUUGUAGCGGGCGUACACACACUUGUAUGAACACUAACUCGACAGACAUUGUUCUAAUAUAAUAAAUAAAAUACUGUUUUUCAUGAAUAUAAAUAAUAUUUCAUAACAUCAAGAAUAAUUUCGGAAGAUAUGCUCCCUGUUGUUAUAAUGAAAUUGGAAACUGUCAACCGUGCGUGUAUAAAAUAUGUCCAUACAAAACAAAUAUUGGAAAUAAAAAUAAUUAUAGGUCCUAAAUCGAAAUAAAAACUAUCCUAUCUCUCAAGUUGGACUAAACUGCACUCUAUGAAGUAAUCCUCAUUAAAAUUUGUUCACUAGAAACAAUGAUGUUAGUUUGGCACUGGAUUUAUAUAUAUUAAUUAUUAAUUCUUCAGCGUCUCGUUAAGUUUUUCGUAUUACAAACAUUGAAUUCCAUACUAAGGGUGCUUCUCACUUCACUUAGGAAUAAAUAAGUUUUAUUGUAAUGGCAUCUACGUAAUUCGUGGAGGACAGUGAGAAAAUGACUCGAUCGCGAAUUUCAUAUUGAGGUACUUUCUGAAAACAGGCCUAAAAUAUAUAUUGGAUUCUAUUUGAGUGAAUGACGUCCUCGGGGCUUUAUACAUUAUUAUUAUACAGAACAAGCAAAUAUUUAGAUUUGUUUUGAAUAUAGACGAAUGCAAAAUAUGCACAAUAAUUAUUGUAUGUUCCUAUAUCAAUAGUUUAAUGUUGGCUGUGCCAAAGCAUUUACUAAUUUCAAUAAUAUAUCAUUUAUAUUUUGUACAUUAUAUAUCUAUUUGUAAUAAUUACAAUCUGUAUCACUGGAUUAUAUUAUGAAUAAUAAAUUGUUUUAUUACUGUC
This is a messenger RNA of Leptidea sinapis, 3600 nucleotides long. It is a transcript of the gene Aldh, whose product is annotated as aldehyde dehydrogenase, mitochondrial. The record is from RefSeq and is a predicted model, not a curated record. The coding region runs from base 248 to 1783 and encodes 511 amino acids. Gene Ontology annotation, molecular function: aldehyde dehydrogenase (NAD+) activity. The transcript has 12 exons. NCBI's taxonomy places the organism in Eukaryota, Metazoa, Arthropoda, Insecta, Lepidoptera, Pieridae.